Messenger RNA from Octodon degus (degu), 3401 nucleotides. RefSeq names its product histone acetyltransferase p300-like. The transcript has 4 exons. The record is from RefSeq and is a predicted model, not a curated record. Gene Ontology annotation, cellular component: histone acetyltransferase complex; transcription regulator complex. Gene Ontology annotation, biological process: positive regulation of transcription by RNA polymerase II. The coding region runs from base 95 to 1315 and encodes 406 amino acids. Gene Ontology annotation, molecular function: zinc ion binding; transcription coactivator activity; chromatin DNA binding. NCBI's taxonomy places the organism in Eukaryota, Metazoa, Chordata, Mammalia, Rodentia, Octodontidae.
UCCUGCUAGCGCGGCUUCCUGUCUGCUCGGGCUUGGAGCCGCUCUGCUCGCCAUAUUGUUUGCUUUCCAGUCAGCGGAGCACGAAGCGAAACCGAUGAGUUCCUCGUCCUCUGAAGAGACAAAUGCCUGGAGUUCCCUUCAUUCGGAUGAGCCCAGUGACUCCAUCUAUCGGUUCGUCUACACCUGCACUGAGUGCAAGGAACAAGUGGACACACACUGGCGCUGCACGGUCUGCCAGGAGUACAUCCUGUGUGUUUCCUGCUAUCCCACAAAAAGCCAUGACCACCCAAUGGAGAAACUGGGACUUGGCUUGGAUGACGAGACCAGCAAGGAGCAGGGUGGAGCCUCACAGAACCCAGCAGAAUCUUGCUGCCUGAGCAUCCAGCGCAAUAUCCAGUCCCUGCUCCAUGCCUGCCAGUGCCGUAAUGCCAACUGCACCCUGCCCUCCUGUAAGAAGAUGAAGCGGGUCAUCCAGCACACCAAGGGCUGCAAACGGAAGAACAGUGCUGGGUGUGCUGUCUGCAAGCAGCUCGUUGCCCUCUGCUGGUACCAUGCCAGGAACUGCCCAGAGGACAACAGGUGCUUUGUGCCCUACUGCUUUACCAUCAAGCAGAAGCUCCAGCAACCACAGCUGCAGCUGCGCAUCCAGCAGGCCCUGAUGCUGCGCAGGAUGACAGCCAGCACUGAUCCAGACCCUUUGGUCCCCUGCGAUCUGAAUGACGCUCAGGAAGUGGGGAUGAGUGCCCGAGGCUCUUUUCACUCUGAGCCCAGUGGCCUACCCCCUGUGCCACGGAGGAGCACCCGUAAUGUCCCAUACACCUGCAGUGAGUGCAGGCAGGAUGUGGAGACUCGCUGGUACUGCACUGUCUGCCAGGAGUAUGUCUUAUGUGUCUCCUGCUAUCACACUAAAAACCACAUCCACAAGAUGGAGAAAGUAGGUCCUGGCCUAGAUGGUGAGAGCAGCAGCCAGCAGGCUGGGGCUAUCCAGAACCCUCGAGAUAUUCACCGCCAAAGGAUCCAGCGCAGCAUCCAGUCCCUGAUCCAUGCCCGACAGUGCCGCGAUGCCAGCUGCUCCCUGCCAACCUGCAAGAAAAUGAAGAGAGUUGUAGAACAUACCAAGAACUGCAGGCGAAAGGCAAUUGGUGGUUGCCCUGUCUGUAGGCAGCUCAUUGCCCUUUGCUGCUACCAUGCCAAGCGUUGCCAGGAGAACAAUUGUCCCGUGCCAUUCUGCUUCAGAAUCAAGCAAAAGCUCCGGCAACAACGGCUGCAGCGCCAGCGGUCCCGGAUGGUACGCAGGAGGAUGGCCAGCAUGUAGCUUACCUGUAUAGUGGGCCAGCAACAGGGCCUGCCCUUCCCAGCCCCUGCCUCUAACCACUCCAACUUCCAUCAACCACAGAACAGCUAACACCCUUGCAGAUAUCCCACCUUAUCCCUUUCAGAAACACUCUUGGUGACCCUCCAGGCUCUACAUGGACUACUUGGCCUCCCCUGCUAGCACCCCUCUAUCCACAGCAGUAGAAAUGGCAUUGCAAAUUCAGAGAACAGCCAAGACACUGUGUAAAUUGUACAGAGGCCAGUCUAGCACCAUGUGCCCCAGAUGAUUCCCAUGGCUGUGAACCCCCCUUCGAUGACCAGAUGGGGCAUCUAGAGCCAGGGAUGGGGCCCACCACAGUGCAGCAGCAGCUCCCCUGGGCCCAUGGAAAACUGGCUCAGCCCCAGCAACUCUAUUCUGGGGUGCCAGGGUCAGCCAAAAUGUCAGUGGCCCAGCAUGGGAAGCCCUUGAACGAGGCUCUACAGCCAGUGGACCAACCUAGUCAUGCCAGGCUGUGUCAGCAUUGUGAAAAGCUCCUUCAGACUUGGGCAUCCUUGCUAUCGUGUACAGUAGCAACCCUAUGCUCUUCCCAAGCAGUUGGCUGCAUUCAAGAAACAUCGGGCCACUCAAGUGUACCAACUCGUUCACAGCUUCUCUGGACAGCCUGCCACGUGCCAUGUACAGCCAGGGCUGCAGCUGCCAGCCAUGCAGAGACUCUAUUCUGGAUCAGCAAUGCAGAACAUGAAUCCCAUGCAGGCUGGCAUGUAGAGGGCUGGCUGGGCCAGCAUCAGCCGCAGCAGCAACUCCAGCCGCCCACGGGAGGGAUGAGCCCCCAGGCACAGCCAGUGAACCUGAAUCACGGCAGCAUGUCUUCCCGGUUGUGUGACCUGUUGACACCGUAGCAGAUGAUGCAGCAGCAGUGGAUAUGGCAUCACGUGCAGCAGAUGGAACAGGAAUGUGGGAGAGAUGGGCCAGGUCCCCCAGGCCUUGGGAGAACAGGCAGGCAACAAACAUAGCAGCAGCGACUCCUCCAGGAACAGGUGGGGCCCCCUGCUCAGCCCAAGCCAUGAGCUCCCAGCAGCCAGGCUCCCAAAGGAGGGCCAGUCGCAAACCUCUGAGGCAAUCCUCAGUGCUCUCUCCCAAGUGUGCUCCCCCAGCCUGCCCUUUCUCGGAGGCCACAAUUCCACCCUCACCCCUAGCCCAGCCUGACCCUGAGGUGCAGCCUCAGCCUUCUCCACAUCUCUGUUUCCCCACAUCCUGGACUGGCUGCUGCCCAGGCCUCCACCCCCAUGGAACAAGGGCAUUUUGCCAGCCCAGGCCAGAAUCCAAUGCGCUCUCAGCUCGCUAGCUGUCCAGGCAUGGCAAACCGUGGUACAAGCACCAUGAGCCUGGGACUCAGCACCGAUAGCUCAGAUUGAAUUCAGACCUCUCACAAAGUACGCCAGACAUGUAACAGACACCUGGUAGUAUUUUGGGAGGAGAAAAAAAUUAUUUUCUCAAGACUUUUUGAACUGAACAAAGUUUUGGAAUCUUUCUUAGCCUAUGAAACAGUUUUUCCUUAGAACACCUAAGAACUGUGUAGUAGUUAUUUGUGGAGGUUGUUUUUGAUUUGGUUGUAUUUCAUUUGCAGUGUUGGGGAAUAAACCCAGAGCCUUUGCACCGAGCUAUAUCCCCAGCCCAAUUAGAAUCUUCUUUUGUAGGCAGGUCUCAGUUAAGUUGCUGAGAAGCUGCCCGAGCUGGGCUUGAAUUCCUGAUCGUCGUCGUUCCUCAGCCUCUCAGAUGCUGGGAUCAAGGCAUGGGCCUGCAGGCCCGGUGCCAUGGGUGGUUUGAAGCAGAUAUUCCAGGCGAGCCUGCAGGACGAUGGGACACUGAACAGACCUUGCUCUGCCUCCCCAGCCUCCCUUCCUGUGUGCGUGUGGCUCACGUGUGAGCUGGGAGAGGGCUGAGGACAGUGGCCCCCAGCACUCCUGCCUUGCACCUCCAGUAGGUUUUCUUAGUUUUUUAAAAUUAAGGAAAAUAUGUAAUAUCAGUAGUUAUUAUUUACUGAUUCAGAAAGUGGAAAUUUUUCCUUAUUUUCUUUCUGGAAGAA